ACGCCAGGCCCGCCCCUGCCUCCCUCCCUCCUCCUCCUCCUCCUCCUCCUCCUCCUCGCAGGCCCGGCCUUGCCACCACCAUCCCGCCUCCCAUUCCCCGGCCUCCGUCGCCACCCCGCAGCGGCCCCCUCCUCCUCCUCCUCCUCCUCGUCGUCCUUCCCCGCCGGCUCCCAGACAUGACAGCCAUCAUCAAAGAGAUCGUCAGCAGAAACAAAAGGAGAUACCAAGAGGAUGGAUUCGACUUAGACUUGACCUAUAUUUAUCCAAACAUAAUUGCUAUGGGGUUUCCUGCAGAAAGACUUGAAGGUGUAUACAGAAACAACAUUGAUGAUGUAGUAAGGUUUUUGGAUUCGAAGCAUAAAAACCAUUAUAAGAUAUACAAUCUAUGUGCAGAAAGACAUUAUGACACCGCCAAAUUUAACUGCAGAGUUGCACAGUAUCCUUUUGAAGACCAUAACCCACCACAGCUAGAGCUUAUCAAGCCUUUUUGUGAAGAUCUUGACCAAUGGCUCAGUGAAGAUGACAAUCAUGUUGCAGCGAUCCACUGUAAAGCUGGAAAGGGACGAACUGGUGUAAUGAUUUGUGCAUAUUUAUUACAUCGAGGAAAAUUUUUAAAGGCACAAGAAGCCCUAGAUUUCUAUGGUGAAGUAAGGACCAGAGACAAAAAGGGAGUAACUAUUCCCAGUCAGAGACGUUAUGUGUAUUAUUAUAGCUACUUGUUAAAGAAUCAUCUGGAUUAUCGACCAGUGGCACUGCUUUUUCACAAGAUGAUGUUUGAAACUAUUCCAAUGUUCAGUGGUGGAACAUGCAAUCCUCAGUUUGUGGUCUACCAAUUAAAGGUGAAGAUAUACACCUCCCCAUCAGGACCCACAAGACGUGAAGAUAAGUACAUGUUCUUUGAGUUUCCUCAGCCGUUGCCAGUGUGUGGUGACAUCAAAGUGGAGUUCUUCCACAAACAGAACAAGAUGCUUAAAAAGGAAAAAAUGUUUCACUUUUGGGUAAAUACAUUCUUCAUACCAGGACCGGAAGAAAAUUCAGACAAAGUAGAAAAUGGAAGUCUAUGUGGCGAUCAAGAAAUUGAUAGCAUUUCUAGUACAGAGCGCCCAGAUAACGACAAGGAAUAUCUAAUCCUUACAUUAACAAAAAACGAUUUAGACAAGGCAAAUAAAGACAAGGCCAACAGAUACUUCUCUCCAAACUUUAAGGUGAAGCUGUUCUUCACAAAAACGGUAGAAGAGCCAUCAAAUCCGGAGGCUAGCAGCUCAACUUCAGUAACACCAGACGUUAGUGACAACGAACCUGAUCAUUAUAGAUAUUCUGACACCACUGACUCUGAUCCAGAGAACGAACCUUUUGAUGAAGAUCAGCAUACGCAGAUUACGAAAGUCUGAAUAUUUUUUUUUAUCGAGAGGGGAAAAAAAACCACAAAAAAAAGACAAACUUGAAUAAACUGAAAAAGGACCUUUUUUAACGGCGAUAGGACGUCGUGUCAGAUUACCAUUAUAGGAACAAUUUCUCUUUUCCUGACCAAUCUUGUUUGGCCCUCUCCAUCCACAGGGUUUUGACACUUGUCGUCCAGUUGAAAAAGGUUACGUAGCUGUUCUGUAUAUUCCUUUUUGUGGCAAGAGGACAUUUAAAAUUUCAAUUAGGAAAAUAAAGAUGGCACUUUCCAUUUUAUUCUGGUUUUAUAAAAGCGGAGACAGAUCUGAUGUGUAUUCGUAGGAAUUUUUCCUUUUGUGUUCUGUCACCCACUGAAGUGGCCAAAAAGCGCUUCAGAAUGUACAGGUUCACAUCCUACCCCUUUGCACUUAUGUGGCAACAGAUGGAUCUGCAGUGGGCUAAGAGAAGUUUCAAGGGUUUUACUGCAUUUGAAUGCAUGUAUUUUGGCUAGGGAGAUGGAGAGGGAUGUCCAGAAAGGAACUCGAUUUCAUGCUGAACCGUCUCCAGCUACUUACAUGCACCUUUCUUUAGCACAGGCUACAGUAAUUACUCCUGGACGUUUGAGGAACCGGCCGCUGUCACUGCUCGUGGUUUGUGCGUUUUAUUUUUUUAAGCAAAAUGGUGCUAGAAAAGGCAGCUAGAGGGAGGGAUUCUGUAAGAGGGGUACCGGAGUGAACCUUCCACAACACCACCAGGACCCACAAAUGAAGGGAUAGAGAGAUCAUAGGGUCUUAGAGAAACACAACAACAAUGACUUAACCAUACAAAUGUGGAGGCUACCAAAAUAAAAUGAGCUUGAAACAACUGUUAUACGAAAUUGACAAUGAUUUAUUAAAUUUGUUUUCUCGAUUGUAAUGGCUGCUCCAUCUCCUGUGUAAUCAAGGCCAGUGCUCAAAGUCAGAUGCUAUUAGUCCAUUCAUCACUCAACAAUUUUCACUUAUUUUAUUAGUUUUCAAUCAUAUACCUGCUGUGAAUGCUUCAUGUGCUGCCUGCAAGCUUCUUUUUCUGAUUAAAUAUAAAAAUAUUUUGUAACGCUGCACGGGAAAUUUCCAUUUGAGAUUCUACAGUAAGUGUUUUUUUUUUUUUAUUAAAAUUUAUGAUACAUUUAUUCAAUCAAAUAGCUGUCAGCCGUUCCACCCUUUUGACCUUACACAUUCUAUUUCAGUGAGUUUUGCAGUUUUGCACACUUUUUUAAUGUCAUUAACUGUUAGGGAAUUUUACUUGAAGAAUACUUAAUACCUAUGAUGUUUAUAUAUUAAAAAAAAGAACAUUAUACAUGUGCAAAAGGAAACCAGUGUUGCAAUAAAUUCACAACACUGCACAGCUAUAAAAUCGUUUACUUUUUAAAUAGAAAUUUUCCCAGGUAUUCUUUCUUAUGAUGUUUUUGCCAUUAAAAGAAUAGAUUUCUAAACUGGCAGUGUUGUAUCAUUUCUUCACGGGGCUACAGACAGGACCAGGGCUUGAGUUCCCCAGGCUGCAGGAAAUGAUCAAGCCGAGUACAACUCCUGUUGUAGAGCAGAGGUGAGGUUGCCGUUGACUGUUAGAAAUUCCACGGUCUCCGAAACGUACCCGGGGCCUCCCAAGCGCUUGACCCGACUAGCUUCCCGACAUUUCUUUUGGCUUAGUGGCGUGAAGUCCCGUUCGAAUUACCGGUGCCGCCACUUCUCGGAAGCUGGGAGCUGGACCUAGCGAGUGACCGAAUCCAGAAGCUGUAGGGCCCACUCGAAGACCGCAGUCGUUCGUUGCAUUUGAGUGGUGAUUAGAAGGCGGCAAGACGUUACCUGAUCAGUUGGGUAGACGAUGAAACGACCGUGCUUAGGAUAUCCGUGGGUCGGUUCCAUCGGCUCAGCUGACGAUUUCCGUUGUUUCGAUAAAACUUCUAUAUUAGGACUUCUACAGAUGUAGAAAGGUGUUCGCGUGCUAAGCGUACCGAUUCCACUUUCAGGGGAAAACUGAGCAGCAGGAAACAGCUACCUUAAGCUCGUUGUGGGCAGGGAAGGUGUCUGCCGACGGUUGCGCUCUACUCUCCCAGGCGCCCAGUGCAGCGCUCCGCACACAGUAAGCGCUCAGUAGAUACCAUCGGUCGAUUUGAGAUUUGACCCUGGGGUUCACGUUCCGUCUAGUCUUUCAUAGCCGCAAGUCACGCUGACGAAUGCAGAGAGGAAACGCUGAUGUCUAGCCGUUGAUACGGACUUGGCCCCAGUUUGGGGAUCAGGAUAUUACCGAACCUUAGUUCGUGUGGUAUUCCAGUAUGGCGCACUGAGGGCCAGGUUGAAAAUAAUGACAUUAUAAUGGGCUUUUGCACUGUUCUUAUUUUUCCUUUGGAAUGUGAAGGUCUGAAUGAGGGUUUUGAUUUUGAAUGUUUCAGCGUUUUUGAGAAGCCUUGCUUACAUUUUUAUGGUGUAGUCAUUGGAAAUGGAAAAAUGGCAUUAUAUAUAUUAUAUAUAUAUAUAUAAAUAUAUAUAUUAUACAUACUCUCCUAUACUUUAUUUCAGUUACCAUCCCCAUAGAACUUGACAAGAAUUACUAUGACUGAAAGGUUUUUGAGUCCUUACUGAACUUUAUUUAUGACAGUAUUCAUCAUUAGCCCGAAACGCAUUCAUUCGGUAGGUAACCUCUGAGUUUCUGGACUGUUCGCUUAAAACUUCUGGAGGUGCAGCAGCUUACAUGUCUGAAAUUACUUGAAGGCAUCACUCUUUCAAACGAGCUUACCGUUGGCCCUGUACCAUCCCUAGUCAUCUGUAGCCCACUGGAUUUUUUUUUUAAAUUUUUCCCUCCACAAUUAUUAAGGGGCAGUUGUAUAAAUAGCAUCAAGAUUCUUUUCUGUGGCCCAGGUGGAAAACCGAAAUGGAGUUUACAAGCAGCAUCAAAUGUUUCAGCUUUAAAAAGAUAAAAUUAGGGUGCGAGUUCCAUGUUUAGUUCUAGAAAAUUUGUGCAAUAUGUUAACGAUGGCUGUGGUUGCCACAAAGUGCCUCGUUUACCUUUAAAUACUGUUAAAAUGUGUCAUGCAUGCAGAUGGAAGGGGUGGAACGGUGCACUAAAAUGGGGGCUUUAACUGCAGUGUUUGGCAGAGAUGCCUUUUCCUCUGCCAGUUCAAAUUUUCAAUCUGUUUUCAUAUAGAAUAUAUAUACUAAAAAAAAAAAAACAAAAAAACUUCAGUCUGUUAAACAGCCUUACUCUGAUGCAGCCUCUUCAGAUACUCUUGUGCUGUGCAGCAGUGGCUCUGUGUGUAAUGCUAGGCACUGAGGAUACACAAAAACAACAAUGACGUGUACAGGAUAAUGCCUCAUACAAAUCAGAUGUCCAUUUGUUAUUGUGUUUGUUAACAACCCUUUAUCUAUCUCUUAGUGUUAUAAACUCCACUUAAAACUGAUUAAAGUCUCAUUCUUGUCA
Messenger RNA from Ornithorhynchus anatinus (platypus), 4833 nucleotides. It is a transcript of the gene PTEN, whose product is annotated as phosphatase and tensin homolog. Gene Ontology annotation, cellular component: nucleus; plasma membrane; cell projection. Gene Ontology annotation, molecular function: protein tyrosine phosphatase activity; phosphatidylinositol-3,4,5-trisphosphate 3-phosphatase activity; inositol-1,3,4,5-tetrakisphosphate 3-phosphatase activity. Bases 177 to 1391 code for a protein of 404 amino acids. The transcript is spliced from 9 exons. The record is from RefSeq and is a predicted model, not a curated record. NCBI's taxonomy places the organism in Eukaryota, Metazoa, Chordata, Mammalia, Monotremata, Ornithorhynchidae. Gene Ontology annotation, biological process: phosphatidylinositol dephosphorylation; phosphatidylinositol 3-kinase/protein kinase B signal transduction; protein dephosphorylation.